GCCUAUAUUUACAUAUCGGCUCAAAUGCGCUGUAUAUGCGGGGUCGGUCCAGAAACGCCGUGACACUCCGGCUAGCGAAAACUCCGAAGGGAGCGAUCGACCCCUGCACUCCGCGACCCCUUACUGCGGCUCCCGCAACAGGUUACAAGGAAGUGAUUGAACUUUGAUGCCAUCGAACAUAUACUCUUCUGCUAUCAUGGUGGAGAGUGACAAGCUUACAGCAACGGCUGUCGUGAACGGGGACUCGCGGGCGCUGGAGAACCUGUCCCAGGGUGACAGCGAGCCAGAGGGCGCCAGCGAGAGCAGCCCCCUGCCUGCCGCUGAGCCCCCCUCACCGUUCAGCCCCAAAGAGAGUGGAGAAGCCGCGUCCACCCCAGACACCAACACAAACCUGCUCUCCCUGGGCAGAAAAAGGACAAGGAAUCGCUCAGAGACGGAUGAGGAGAGAGUCUGGCAGUGCCAUUACAGCAGGGAGGGCGACGCCCACACGCUGGCCGAGUAUGAGGCCGGCCUGAGGCAGAGGCCCCCGCCCCGUGUCAUCUUCCAGGCAGGCCUGACAUCGCGCCGCAAGCCGCGGGGCUGCGACAGGGGCCGGCAGCGCAAGCAGGAGACCCACAAUGGCCAGGUGAGGAGCCCGAGGGGACCCCUCCCUGAUCUCCUGGAGCCCGACUCCAAGGAUUCCACCCAGAGCAGUUCCUGGGUGUCGCUUUCCUCUUCGGAGACCCUAAUCCAGCCAGAGUACAAGGACAGCAAAGGCUUCCACGUCGGGGAGCUGGUUUGGGGAAAGAUCAAGGGCUUCUCCUGGUGGCCAGGCAUUGUGGUGAGCUGGCAUGCCACUGGCAAGAGGCAGGCGUCCCUGGGCAUGCGAUGGCUCCAGUGGUUCGGUGACGGCAAGUUCUCAGAGGUGUCUGCCGACAAGCUGGAGUCGUUCGUGGCCUUCCCCAAAUUCUUCAACCAGGCCUCCUACGUGAAGCUGGCCUCCUACAGGCGGGCCAUCUUCCAGGCGCUGGAGAUGGCCAGUCUCCGGGCGGAGAAGACCUUCCCCCUGUGUGACGCGGAGAGCCCCGAAGAUCAGAUCAAACCUAUGCUGGACUGGGCUUAUGGGGGCUUUCUGCCCAAAGGCUCAGAGGGUCUGAAGCCCAUGGAGAACUCCGACAGCGGCUCGCUGAACCAGCAGGUCUUGGAUGUUGCUCUGACUGAGUGCUUCCCGGCAGCCAAGAGGCCGAGACUGGGCCUGUGCAAAGCCAAGCAGGGCACGGAGGACGUGUACAGCCGAGAACAAAUGUUUCAUGAAGUUUUAAAGAAUCACAGAAGUAUCGAAGAAUUUUGUCUCUCAUGUGGGAAGACAAGGGUAGCAACGUUUCAUCCGCUAUUUGAAGGAGGCCUGUGCCAAACAUGCAAGGAUGUCUACCUGGAGAUGUGCUACAUGUAUGAUGAUGACGGAUACCAGUCCUACUGCACCGUGUGCUGCGGGGGCAGGGAGGUGCUGCUGUGCGGGAAUGCCAACUGCUGCAGGUGUUUCUGCGUCGACUGCCUGGACAUCCUGGUGGGUGCGGGGGCAUCAGAGAGCGCCCGCGCGCUGGACCCCUGGUGCUGCUACAUGUGCCAGCCCCCAGCGCGCUACGGCAUCCUCAAGCGACGCCAUGACUGGAACAUCAAGCUCCAGGAGUUUUUUGUGAAUGACAACGGGCAGGAGUUUGAAAACCCCAAGAUCUACCCGGCAGUACCAGCGGAUCAGAGGCGCCCCAUCCGGGUUCUCUCGCUGUUCGACGGAAUCGCCACGGGGUACCUGGUGCUGCGGGACCUGGGCUUCAAGGUGGGCCAGUACGUGGCAUCAGAGGUGUGCGAGGACUCCAUCUCGGUGGGGGUGGUGCGGCAUGAAGGGAAGAUCCAGUACGUGCACGACGUGAGGAACAUCACCAGGAAGGAUAUCGCAGAGUGGGGACCCUUUGACCUGGUAAUCGGCGGCAGCCCCUGUAACGAUCUCUCCAUCGUCAACCCUGCCAGGAAGGGCCUGUAUGAAGGCACCGGACGGCUCUUCUUCGAAUUCUACCGGCUGCUGAGCGAGGCCAAGCCGAAGGAGGGAGAGGAUCGGCCCUUCUUCUGGAUGUUCGAGAAUGUGGUGGCCAUGGGGGUGAACGACAAGAGGGACAUCUCACGCUUCCUUGAGUGCAAUCCAGUGAUGAUCGACGCCAUCGAGGUGUCCGCAGCCCACCGCGCCCGCUACUUCUGGGGGAAUCUUCCAGGGAUGAACAGACCACUUUGUGCAUCAGGGAUGGACAAACUGGAACUUCAGGACUGUCUGGAACACGGUCGCGUGGCAAAGUUUGGAAAGGUGCGAACCAUCACCACCCGCUCCAACUCCAUUAAGCAGGGAAAAGACCAACAUUUCCCCGUCAUCAUGAACGGGAAGGAGGACAUCUUGUGGUGCACGGAGUUGGAAAGAAUAUUCGGGUUUCCUGUGCACUACACUGACGUGUCCAACAUGGGCCGCGGGGCCAGGCAGAAACUGCUGGGCCGCUCCUGGAGCGUCCCGGUCAUCAGGCACCUGUUCGCCCCUCUCAAGGACUACUUUGCCUGCGAAUAGGGGCUGAGCCCCCACCCGGAGCAAGGCAGCCUCCUUCUGCGAAAGCGAUCCGUACCACGCCGGUGCUGUCCUCCUGCAGCCAGUUACAGGGUCAUAUUCCGCCAGUCGUUUAUGAUCUCGACGUUCCGCUUGGAACGCCAGGAUGCAGAGUUGUUCCCAACUGUUGUUUACUGUACACACACUUUACCUGUAUGGGCUGGACUCCAUGCUCUGACAAGUACCUCAGCAUCACACCCUGCAACAGUUUUUUAAUAUUUAAAAUACUUUUUUUAAAAAGGUGAAUUUCUGGUCAAAAUUUCAUAUUUGUGGUUCUAAUAUAAAAGAAAAAAUAAUUUCCUUAAAAUACAUGAUGCAAAAGUUAUAAAUGGUUUAACAGAUGUUCCGGAGAUGGUAUAAAAAUACUUGACUAAAAGGUGAAUUUGUCAUAAAAAUUUUGCAUUGAUUGUUUUAAUAACAAAGAAAACAGUAUAAUUCAUAGAUUUAUUUAAGCAUAACACAAAACUUAUAGUUUAUUAAUGUUAUUCCAGAAAUGAUGUUUUAAACUCCCAGUUUUCAUUGUUUCUUUUUUUGUUCAGAAAACUUUUUUGAAGUGCGCAAAGUAAAAACACCACAUUACUUUUGGCCAUAACAUUUGAACUUAUGGUUGGAGUGAUUCGUGUGAACAAAUGAUUUAAAGAUGAAAACAUACGGAAGUUAAUGAGCUGUAUUGUUUACUGGCCAAUAAAAGCCCACGUUUGUGCUUACAUCAGUUUUAUAAUGAAAAAAGAUCACUAGUUAAUGUAUUUUUAGAAUCACAUAUUUGUUGUUUGUCUAAAAAACAUGUUUACAGUAUCAAGGAAUAUUUGGGCAUAUUAAAAUACAUCAACUUAUUAACAUAUUAUGAACUGUUUUUAUAUUUUCUAUACAAAUGGAAUCAGAGGUGGCAAUUUCAGGUCCAGAAAGUAAAAAUCCAGACCAUGAUUUACUUUCAACCAACUAGAUGAGCACUCUGUGACUGUGACUCUUUAUGCUCAACUGGUUGGUUGAAAGUAAAUCAUGGUCUGGAUUUUUACUUUCUGGACCUGAAAAUGCCACCUCUGAACUGAAUGUAAAAUUGUACUUUUUUUUUAAGCUCUUAGCCUAUAUUUUUAAGCUGCAACGAAGUACUGUAUGUUUUUUAAACCUUUUUAUACACUGUAACAUUCGUUUGUUCAUGCGUCUCAGAUCUCUAUGCAGGAGAAUACUUAUAACUUUUUGAAAUAUUAAUAAGAAAAAACGCAAAUGUCCCAGCGAUGGUCGUAUCAGAAAGAAGGAUGUCUGUGACAGCAAUGUGUGUCUGUUAAAAUCGUUCCGCUUCCAAGACGUUUGCCACGUGAGUAAAACCUGCCUCUGAGGAAUAAGGAAUCCACUGUUUCUUUGGUGUUAUUUACACUGCUAGGUGCUACGUUUUCGUACUCUCUCAGUUCCUGCAAAAACCAUUUUGGAAUAUAGGCAUGUAAGUUGAUUUUAGUGUUUGUAGAUUGAGGAUUAUUAUUGAAACUUCUCUUAUUCUCACUUUCACUGUAGACUUUAACAAUGUCUGGUUUUAUAUGUCGCCACCGUGUUACACGUUAUAUUUUGUAACUAUUUCAGGACUCUAGGACCAAUCGUGAAAGCUACAUAUAGCUGUAUGUAUAGUGCAUACACAUGCAUAUAUAUAUUUUCCAGUUUUGUCGUACUAUUUCGUUUUCUUAGAAUGUUUUUGUAUAACCAUGGACCAAACAUGCAUAUAUAACAGUUCUUAUUCUAAGAAUGAAUCACGGGUAAAAUUAGCAGGUGAAUUUACCCGGGAUUAAUUCACCCGGGAUUAAUGGCUCCUGUGCUGAUAAUUUGACAGUGUGGUUUUAUUCUGUUAUCUCUUUGGAGAAGAAGUGACUUGACUCUUCUCACGAUGCACAUCCUCAAUAAAGAUCAUAUGACUCCA
Molecule: messenger RNA, 4529 nt
Organism: Brienomyrus brachyistius
Lineage: Eukaryota; Metazoa; Chordata; Actinopteri; Osteoglossiformes; Mormyridae
Gene: dnmt3bb.1
Product: DNA (cytosine-5-)-methyltransferase 3 beta, duplicate b.1
Exons: 22
Coding region: 167-2587 (806 amino acids)
Biological process (GO): negative regulation of transcription by RNA polymerase II
Cellular component (GO): nucleus
Molecular function (GO): DNA (cytosine-5-)-methyltransferase activity, acting on CpG substrates; DNA binding
Source: RefSeq, a predicted model, not a curated record